GUGAGGUCGUAACAGGUUAGUGUUCUUAGAGGUCAUCAGUCGUUCUUCCACCAGAUUGAAUCUUCUUCAAAGACUUCAAUUAAGUUUCCAAGGACUUUACUGACAUUCUAUUGGAUCAUUGACAGUUAGUUCAUGUCUAUUUAUUUACAUACAAAUUUUGAGGUGAUUUGGAAGUUUGAAGAUCGCAAGUGAACAAGCAUUUUUAUCGAUAUCAUUGUUGACGUUGAGAUAUUUCACAAUUGUUCCCAAGAGAGUUGACUAGGAUGAUUUAACGACUCUGGUUCUACAAACGCGGCUUUUCUAAAGAAUAUCAAUAUGUAAACGAACCAUCUCUGCAGUGUUUUGCAUCACGCUGAGCUGGACUUCUAUSUUUGCAACAACAAAGAAGACUUACAAUAUGGAAGCACAAGAAUCUAACAGACUAAGCUUGCUAGCAACAAAUGAUUCAUCGAGCUACAAACCAAGGAAACGUCCGAAGUCUGUAGUGGUCAUACAGAGUGAUGACACAGCGGCAAAGAGACAAUGCUCGAAGUUAGAAAAGUUUUUGAUAUUGAUGUUAUCUCUCAUGCUUGUAAUCUGUCUUGUUUUGCUGUGUUUAUACCUCAAUGAACGAAUGUUAACCGAGAAACUUAAACGAACUGUUCAAUCCAACACAACCCGAUCACCAAACGUCAAUCACUCAAAAUACACGACUCAUUCUUGUUGGACAAAGAAUUGUAUUCAGACUUCAGCUGAUCUUUUGAGUACUUUGGAUCCUAAAGUGAAUCCAUGCGAUGAUUUCUAUCAAUACGUGUGUGGUAAAUGGACUGAGAAGAACCCCCCCAGACCUGACAUGUAUCGGUGGGAUCAGUUUGAAAAGCUUAAAAGAAAGAACAAUAUGUUGAUGAAAGAACUUAUUGUAGACAAAACGACAAGAGCAGCAUACUCUCGGAAUGAGGCGCUUGUUAAAGCUUUCCAAUACUACGAUUCCUGCAUGGACGAAGCAGAGAUCGAAAGACUKAAGGGAAAUCCUUUGAAGCAGUUAUUAAAGAAAUAUGGCAAGUGGGCUGUCAUUGACAAAACAUGGAACGAGUCGGCCUGGGAUUUUCAAUCAGCCUUAAUCAAAGCUCACAAAGAACUAGAUUCCUCGCCGUUCAUCAAUGUAUAUGUAGAACUUGACAUGAAGAACAGCUCUAAAAACCUCAUUAAUAUUGAUCAAACGUUUUUGAGUUUAUCAGCGUUUGCUUUUCUUAGCAAUGGUACUGUGUAUGAACAAGUGCGUUCUGCACUGAAGGAAAUGAUGUUUAACCUCAGCAGGGCGUUGGGAGGCAACGAACAUUCAAUGAAAGAACUGAAAGAAGUGUUUAAUUUUGAGAAAGAAUUAGCGAAGAUUUAUCCUCCUAAAAACCAAGAUCUAAAAGCAAGACACAACAAACUUACGAUAAAGGAACUUCAGAAGAAAACUGGAAACGAGAUAAACUGGCUGGAGUUCUUAAGGGGUGUGUUUGCUGAUACUCGGUAUAACAUCAGCGAAGACGAAGAAGUAGUUGUUUAUGUAUUGGACUAUCUUCAAAAGUUGAACAAGAUCAUAGCAAGAACACCAAAACGAUUGCUGUCUAACUUCAUGAUGUGGCGUGUGGUUAAGAAACAGUAUCAUCAGCUGAGUCACGACUACAUCAACAUCUACAAAAACUUCCUGACAAGGGCAUUCAAAUACAGCGAGAGCAAAUCACGACAAAACAUUUGCCUGGAUCAACUGAAUACACACUUUAGUCUACCAAUGUCUCGAUUAUUCGCCGACAAACGAUUCGAUCAAAACAGCAAAAAACUGGCAAGAGAAAUCGCUGAAAACCUAAGAAAGGCUUUUAUCGAGAGCGUUCGAAAAGUUGACUGGAUGGAUAACGUCACAAAGGAGGCAGCAAUAGACAAGGCCAAGGUGUUGGUCGAAGAAGUCGGUUACCCAGACGGAACCAUGAACGACAAGUUACUAGAUUCCAUGUACAAAGGGAUCCAAAUGAAUCCAAAGACGUACUUUAUGAAUGAAAUGAGUCUAAGAAAGAAUGCUGUUCACCGAGGUCUCAAGAAAAUAAUCGACCCUGUGGCUUUUGGCAAUUGGCCUUUUCCUGCCGCGACGACUAAUGCUUAUUACUCGUACAGCUUCAACCAGAUGGUUUUUCCUGCCGGAAUGUUCCAACCGCCAUUUUAUGAUUUCAAGUUUUCAAGGGCAGUCAACUAUGGUGGCAUUGGUACAAUCAUGGCUCAUGAAGUUACCCAUGGUUUCGAUGACACAGGAAAUAACUUCAACAAGAAUGGUGAAUUAGUAAAAUGGUGGACUGACUAUUCCUUGGCUAAUUUCCAUAACAAAUCACAAUGCCUGAUCGAUCAAUACUCCAACUAUACCUUUUAUGGUUAUAAGAUGAAUGGCAAAAUUACACUUUCUGAAAACAUGGCAGAUAACGGCGGUUUGAAACAGGCUUUUCAGGCAUACAGGAAUUGGGUCCAGGUACAUGGAGAAGAACCGAGGCUGCCGGGAAUGAUGCUCACCAAUGACCAAGUAUUUUUUAUAGCUUUUGCUCGAAAUUGGUGUGGUCACAUUGAUCGACUGCGUUCUSUMAUYCUGAUGAGACAUAACGUUUACGCACCCCUACCCUGGAGAGUAAAUGGAACAUUGAUGAAUUCCUUGGAGUUCGCUAAAACGUUCAACUGCCCUGUUGGAUCGCCUAUGAAUCCUAAGAAAAAAUGUCAUAUUUGGUGAGAACAGUUAUGGAUAAAGACUUCGAUAUGUUCCUGUACUAGGGACUGCUGAAGGGUGAUUAACACUGUCUUUAAGAAUAAAGGCAAAAAAACGAACAAUGCAAACAUUGAAGAUGGACAAAUGAAGUUUCAGAAAUAGAAUACUCUAGAACCGAGGACUGAAAUAACGAAGAGAGAUAGCUAAUCCUAAGCUAGUGCAUACAUAAUGUACUAUAUUAUUUAAUUUCUUCAAGGAAGUCAGCCAUUCAAUGCCCACAGCGCAUAGUAAUGUACUUUUCUCACUCUGAUGGGAGUAUCCGUUCUAUGCCCCUCCUUUUCUUCUUUCCCUUCCAAAGGAACUCUAUUUUUGGCCAAUCAUAUUGGAGCUGUUUAUAUCACGUAACUGCAGUUAAUUUUAUAUAUUUUUUCAUUAUGUAAAUAUCUUGAUUUUAUAUUUUAUUCAACGUCUAUAAGUACUUCUGAAUAAACAAACAUUUAUCAAGUGA
Exaiptasia diaphana is the source of this 3218-nucleotide messenger RNA. Its product is annotated as neprilysin-4. Gene Ontology annotation, molecular function: metalloendopeptidase activity. Lineage: Eukaryota; Metazoa; Cnidaria; Anthozoa; Actiniaria; Aiptasiidae. The transcript is spliced from 19 exons. Gene Ontology annotation, biological process: protein processing. The record is from RefSeq and is a predicted model, not a curated record. Gene Ontology annotation, cellular component: plasma membrane. The coding region runs from base 398 to 2734 and encodes 778 amino acids.